GAUGAUGAUAAGCCAAGACCACCAUUUUAUGAGGAAGAUAUACUUGAAGGUUUGAUUUCCUUUAACCAUGAUAUUAUCAGAGUGUGUCAUGAUCCAAUUCCUUCGGAGGUUGAACAAGUUGUUGGCAGAACAGAAUUAGCUUUUGAGGCUUUGAAAAUCAUUUAUUUGCCAUCAUAUAUUUGUUUUGAAAAAUAA
Molecule: messenger RNA, 195 nt
Organism: Funneliformis mosseae
Lineage: Eukaryota; Fungi; Glomeromycota; Glomeromycetes; Glomerales; Glomeraceae
Source: the annotation of a GenBank genome assembly